Messenger RNA from Chinchilla lanigera (long-tailed chinchilla), 2454 nucleotides. It is a transcript of the gene Hdgf, whose product is annotated as hepatoma-derived growth factor. Bases 565 to 1197 code for a protein of 210 amino acids. Lineage: Eukaryota; Metazoa; Chordata; Mammalia; Rodentia; Chinchillidae. The record is from RefSeq and is a predicted model, not a curated record. The transcript is spliced from 6 exons. Gene Ontology annotation, biological process: regulation of transcription by RNA polymerase II. Gene Ontology annotation, molecular function: transcription coregulator activity; double-stranded DNA binding. Gene Ontology annotation, cellular component: nucleus.
GUGGGAAGAAACGUGAGCUCAAAUUCUGGAUCUGUCCCUUUUCAGCAUGUAACCUUAUAACGUAAGACCAAAAUGUAGUCUUCCCGAAUUUGACAAAAUCUUAUUUUUUAUGGUCCAUCUUAAAGUUACCAACUUUGCGAAAGCAUCUCAGCACCCCCACCUCCCCAGUAGCUCAGGGCACUAACUGUCUUUUGCCACUAGAAUGGAGCUUAUCCUUGCGAGGUGAGCUGAUCAUUGAGCCCAGCUCCUUGGCUAGGCAGCAGUGAACUGAGAUCUAAGUACCCGGAAAGUGGCCACUUGGUGCUACAAUCCCUCGGGCACCUCCUGGCUGUGAAGGCCAACGUAGAAGUCGAAUCCCCGACGUCUCCACGGCCACCCCGUCGCAGACUGUAAGCACAUCGGGGUUUCAGGUGGACGCCUGCGCGACGGCGCGGUACUCACUUCUGUCGUCCCGGGUGCCUAGCACGCUGCCAAGGACCUCGGGUGCCUAGUAAACACUCGUGGGAAGCAGAGCGCAGGGAGACCCCGUAUCUAGACGUGCCCAAUCGGCUCCGCCGAGCCGCGAUGAUUGAUGAGAUGCCUGAGGCUGCCGUGAAAUCCACAGCCAACAAAUAUCAAGUCUUUUUCUUCGGGACCCACGAGACGGCAUUCCUGGGCCCCAAAGACCUCUUCCCUUACGAGGAGUCCAAGGAGAAGUUUGGCAAGCCUAACAAGAGGAAAGGGUUCAGCGAGGGGCUGUGGGAGAUCGAGAACAACCCUACUGUCAAGGCUUCCGGCUACCAGUCCUCUCAGAAAAAGAGCUGCUCAGAGGAGCCGGAGCCAGAGCCUGAAGCCAGAGAGGGUGACAGUGACAAGAAAGGAAACGCGGAGGGCAGCAGUGAUGAGGAGGGGAAGCUGGUCAUCGAUGAGCCAGCCAAGGAGAAGAACGAGAAGGGGGCACUGAAGAGGAGGGCAGGAGACCUGCUGGAGGACUCCUCCCCUAAACGUCCAAAGGAGGCAGAAGAUCCAGAAGGGGAGGAGAAGGAGGCAGCCACCUUGGAGAGUGAGAGGCCUGUCCCCACAGAGGGGGAGAAAAACAGCACCCCCUCUGAGCCCAGCUCCGGCCGGGGCCUUCCUCCUGAGGAAGAGGAGGAGGAGGAAGAGGCUCCCAAGGAGGAUGCUGAGGCCCCGGGCAUCAGAGAUCGUGAGAGCCUGUAGCCACCAGUGUUUCAAGAGGAGCCCCGCCCCGUUCCUGCUGCUGUCUGGGUGCUACUGGGGAAACUGGCCAUGGCCUGCAAACUGGGAACCCUUUUUUCCACACAACCCACUCUCCUCCACUCAUUUCCCCCACUGCAAGCCCACCCCCUGGAGAUUGAUCUGGCGCUCACUUCCGGGUCCCCGACACCUGUGACCUGAGUCAGGGCCAUGUACUCAGCUCCCUGGGAUGAGACAAGGCUAUUGUGUCCCAUGCUGCUUGAAGCUGUUUCCUAGGGCUUCUGUGUGGUCCGGGGCUGGCUUUUCCCACCUGACCCCCCUCCUCCCCUCGUGUAGGGAUUCUGGUGGUGUUGGGUAGGAGCAGAAGGAGUGGAGCAUAAAUAGGGUGGGCUUCAGGCUGGGGGUGUUGGGGGAGCAAGAAGGCAUUGUCCUGACCUCCUGUUCCCCAGUCCCACACCUCUUUUCCCAGCUGCCCAGAUUCAGGGAAAGUGGGACAGCCUGUGGGGGAGGGCUCCGUUUCAUAAAUCCUCGAUGAUUGACAAUACCUGUUCUUUUGCUGAUGCUCCAGGGGUUCUGGCAGUUGUAGUUUAUCAUCAAAAGAAUUUGGGGCUUUCAAGUUGUUUGGGCCAAAGACUUGAGAUCUGAAGGGUCAGCUCUACCCAUAUGGGUAGGAGUGUUGAGCCAUCUGCCCCCUUUAGCUCUCUGGGGCAGAGAUGGGAUACCCUGGGGGAACUCCUGCCUGCCCUGUCCCCUUUUCCCACAGUACUCGAGGCCAGCCUAGUUACAUAUACCACCCAGACAUAAAGGAAAAGAUACAUUUUUUAGGAAAUGUUUUUAAUAAAAGAAAAUUACAAAAAAAAUUUUAAAGCCCCCUACCCUUUGUGUGCUCCCUAUUCUGCUCCUUCUCCAUGUUGCCCCCAUUUCUGAGGUGCACUGGGAGGCUCCCCUUCUGUGUGGGGCUUGAUGACUUUUUGUAGCUGGGGCUUCGGUGUUUCUUCUGGUGUCACUUCCUAUCCACAUACCCCUCCCUGGUCCCGUGGUGUUUUCACCAGAUCUGGUUUGUAACUCACUGAGAGGACAGAGAGUGAGUGCCCUCUCCCAGCCUCUUCCUAGUGGUUUCUCACCGCUCCAUCUCUGUCUCUUAUCCUUGCCCCUCUCCCUUGGGCUCUGAUGAAAAAUUGCUGACUGUAGCUUUGGAAGUUUAGCUCUGAGAACCAUAGAUGAAUUCAGUUCUAGGAAAAUAAAACCUGUUGAUUACUA